Molecule: messenger RNA, 207 nt
Organism: Arabis nemorensis
Lineage: Eukaryota; Viridiplantae; Streptophyta; Magnoliopsida; Brassicales; Brassicaceae
Source: the annotation of a GenBank genome assembly
AUGAGUUAUAUGCAAGGUGGAGGCUGUGACUGCCGGCGACGGAGAUGUGUGCAUAAGGAUAAACGACAUCAAGACAGAAACUCAAGCUUCUCCUUUCUGAUAUGGAAGAGUUUGGCUGAGAAAACUGGUGGCAAUAAGAUCUUCAAUCGAUCUGAUAUCAAGCAGAAGUCAUUACAGAAGCUUCGAGAGAAAGAGGGACGUAGCUGA